GUGACGGGGCCACGGAGGAGAACGUUCCAGGCCAGAGGCAGGAAGUCUCGGAAACAAGGUGUCCUGGGGUGAACGGGGCCGGGGCAGGGCUGUCCUUGGCCAGAUGUUCCAGAGCCUCAGCGCGACGGAGGACGUCAGAAGGCUGGAAAGGGGCCUGGGACCCGAGGCUGCAGCCUGCCGGUGCCUCUGAUGUAUCCAACGUGCCCCGACUUCUGACCCUAAUCCGAGAGGUUCCAGAGAAGGCCGGUGCCCUGCCAGCUUCUCCUUGGACCCUCCAACAGUAGCUCUGCUGAGGGAGCCGUGGGGACGCACUUCCCAGGUCCUUUCCUAUGACAUUCCCCAGUAAUCGUGAUUGCGACAGGCACUCCGCCGAGGGUUCCACCGAAUGGUCGCGGCCCCUGGAUGUAGACGCUAGGGAGGAGAAGCCCGAGGCCCAGGGAGGUGUUCCUAGCUGUGCCCUGGGACCGAUUGGCCAAGGACCCCACUGGAGAGCUUUGGACACCCUAACAGUGAACGAGAAUGGGGGACAAGGAUUACAACACCUCCUUCUCCUAUGACGAGGAGUACUCGGAUGAUUUUGAACCCAUCGUGGUUUUGGAGGAGUCUUCUCCCCUGGAAGGCAAGGUGACCAGGAUCUUCCUGGUGGCGGUCUACAGCAUUGUCUGCUUCCUCGGGAUCCUGGGCAACGGGCUGGUGAUCGUCAUCGCCACCUUCAAGAUGAAGAAGACGGUGAACACCGUCUGGUUCCUCAACCUGGCCGUGGCAGACUUCCUGUUCAACGUCUUCCUCCCGAUCCACAUUGCCUACACCGCCAUGGACUACCACUGGGUCUUCGGGACGGCCAUGUGCAAGAUCAGCAACUUCCUGCUCAUCCACAACAUGUACACCAGCGUCUUCCUGCUGACCGUCAUCAGCUUCGACCGCUGCAUCUCCGUGCUCCUUCCCGUCUGGUCCCAGAACCACCGCGGCGUGAGGCUGGCCUGCGUGGCCUGCGUGGUUAUCUGGGUCCUGGCUUUCUUCCUGAGCUCUCCGUCCCUCGUCUUCCGGGACACGGCCCACGUGCAUGGGAAAACGUCCUGCUUUAACAACUUCAGCCUGUCUGCGGCCGGCUCCGCCCCGUGGCUCGCUCGCUCCGGGCUGGACCCCGCGGGCCUCAGCCGCCACACGGUGGUGACGGUCACCCGCUUCCUCUGUGGCUUCCUGGUCCCCGUGCUCAUCAUCACGGCCUGCUACUUCACCAUCGUCUGCAAGCUUCGACGCAACCGCCUGGCCAAGACCAAGAAACCCUUCAAGAUCAUCGUGACCAUCAUCACCACCUUCUUCCUCUGCUGGUGUCCCUACCACACCCUCUACCUGCUGGAGCUCCGCCACGCCACCGUGCCGGGCUCCGUCUUCAGCCUGGGUUUGCCCCUGGCCACCGCCAUUGCCAUUGCCAACAGCUGCAUGAACCCCAUCCUGUACGUCUUCGUGGGCCAGGACUUCAAGAAGUUCAAGGUGGCCCUCUUCUCCCGCCUGGUUAACGCGCUGAGCGAGGACACAGGCCACUCCUCCUACCCCAGCCACAGGAGCUUUACCAAGAUGUCAUCCAUCAACGAGAAGGAGACCAGCAUGCUCUGAGCCUCAUCCGGGAACCCCCGGUGGACAGGCACUCCGGCCUCGGAGGUCCAGAGCUAUGCCUUCCAAAGACCACCGCAGAAACCCCCUUCAGCACCCACCAACGCCUGCUAGAGUUUACACGGGGCUGACCAGUGCUUUGAGCUGGGAGUCCAGGGCUCAGAACUCCGUCCUCCGAGGGGCGUGGCUGACCGGGCGGGCCAGGGACCAGCAUCCCAUGCUUCUUGGGAGACCUGCCUUGGCUGACCCAAAGCAAAAAAGGGAGCAUUCUUAAAAGCGCUGCCAUGAACCGGGAUCAGCAUAAGACAGAGGGAUUAAGCUACCUAUUCCGUGCUCCCCUGGAAUCACAAACACGCCACGGGGCGUAUUCCCGGCCUGAGCAGCAGAGGUCAGGGCCAACCCAGUGUGACGCAAAUCGCUGCCUCGCCCCACAUGCCUGUGUCACUGGCCAGCCAGAAAUCCCGCCGCCCGCCCGCAUCAUUCCUCCGGGUGAGGGCAAGUGGAGAUGCACAGGUUACCUGGGAGAGGAAGGUGACACAGGCACUCGCGAACUGCCGGGACCACGCACUUGGCUUUCAGAUCAGGUGGGAAGACAGAGAACAGGUCCUGAGGAGCCCUGCGGGCUCCGUGAGGGCAGGACAUGUGGGGCCUGGGGGAAGGGGUGGAGAGAGUGGUGACCGUGCUCUGAAGAUGCGGGCCGUGGGGACGGCAGGCGCGGAGCCCCUCCUGGCGCGGCCAUGCUGUCUUUUCUCACCUGGGACUGACGCCUCCCUGUGCCACAGUGUCCUUGUCCCAUUUACAGAUGGCAAAGCUGAGGCUCAGGGAGGGUGGGGAGUAACUCGCCCACUGACACACAGCCGGCAAGAGGCAGAGCUUUGCAAAUAGUUUUUGAAAACGACCCAACAUGGCAGAGAAAAUACUCUUGGCCUCCAGUUCCCUCGACAUCCAUCCACACGCGCCCGCCGUGGUUCCCAGCUCCUGCGCCCCCUGAGACCUCCGGGAAGGCAGUGGGGAGAGAGAGGAUGGGCAGGAGGUAGUCGUCGGUGGGCCGGGGGCCCUUGGCCUCCCAGUGUCCACGCUCUCUUCCAAACGCCAUCAUCGUGAAGCCAAUCCUCCGACAAGAUGCAAUGAACAGAUGUAAUGUCUACACGGCGUUGGGCAAGUUCCCGAGGCCCCGGGCUGUUUGGAAAUCACACCUCAUUAAGAGACAGACUGUUCCUUCCCUUCUUGGGUCAUUGUGCUUAUGAUGAGGCAGCUCUGAAGUGACCCUAAGCCAGGGCGCCCAAUGGCUUCAAGAAAUCUGAACUUGGAC
Herpailurus yagouaroundi (jaguarundi) is the source of this 2926-nucleotide messenger RNA. It is a transcript of the gene CMKLR1, whose product is annotated as chemerin chemokine-like receptor 1. Gene Ontology annotation, molecular function: complement receptor activity; G protein-coupled receptor activity. The transcript has 4 exons. Gene Ontology annotation, biological process: complement receptor mediated signaling pathway; phospholipase C-activating G protein-coupled receptor signaling pathway; inflammatory response. The coding region runs from base 520 to 1617 and encodes 365 amino acids. The record is from RefSeq and is a predicted model, not a curated record. Gene Ontology annotation, cellular component: plasma membrane. NCBI's taxonomy places the organism in Eukaryota, Metazoa, Chordata, Mammalia, Carnivora, Felidae.